AUGGAUCUAAUUACAGCUUGCGACGAACAUCAUUAUGGCCCUGGGUGUAUCUACAAUUGCUCAUCAAUGUGUGAGAAUUCAACGUGUGAUAAAACAAAUGGUGUCUCUGGUACCUGCAUAUCAGGAUAUCAAGAUGAUUAUUGUAACUCAACAUGCGACGAGCAUCAUUACGGACCUGGUUGUAGAAACAAUUGCUCUGCGGACUGCCUGAGUUCUAGAUGUAAUCACACCAGUGGUCAUUGCUUAACGUGUAUUCCUGGGAGAGUUGGUCCAUUCUGUGAACAGGCCUGUAAUACCUCGUUCUACGGUCAGAACUGUACACAGAAAUGUAGUACAAAUUGUACAGACUCAAAGUGUAACAACACUGAUGGAAAAUGCCAUGAAUGUAUUCCUGGAACAAGCGGAGACUUUUGUCAUUUAGGCAGCUUACAGAUGACUUAA
This is a messenger RNA of Physella acuta, 441 nucleotides long. Its product is annotated as cell death abnormality protein 1-like. The record is from RefSeq and is a predicted model, not a curated record. Lineage: Eukaryota; Metazoa; Mollusca; Gastropoda; Physidae. Gene Ontology annotation, cellular component: focal adhesion. Gene Ontology annotation, molecular function: scavenger receptor activity. Gene Ontology annotation, biological process: heterophilic cell-cell adhesion.